Messenger RNA from Gymnogyps californianus (California condor), 3492 nucleotides. It is a transcript of the gene MAP7D2, whose product is annotated as MAP7 domain containing 2. Gene Ontology annotation, cellular component: microtubule cytoskeleton. Lineage: Eukaryota; Metazoa; Chordata; Aves; Accipitriformes; Cathartidae. The record is from RefSeq and is a predicted model, not a curated record. The transcript is spliced from 18 exons. Gene Ontology annotation, biological process: microtubule cytoskeleton organization. The coding region runs from base 2 to 2251 and encodes 749 amino acids.
GAUGGCGGAGCCGGGGGCUGCGCGCAGCUACCCGCGGGCGACAGCCAUUGAUGGAUUUCUAAAAACCGAUGAAAGACAAAGACUGGCAAAGGAGAGAAGAGAAGAAAGGGAGAAGUACCUUGCUGCUAGGGAACAGCAGAUACUGGAGAAGGAGAGAAGGGCAAAACUUCAAUAUGAAAAGCAAAUGGAGGAGCGAUGGAGAAGACUGGAGGAACAGAGGCAGAGAGAGGAGCAGAAGAGAGCAGCUGUUGAAGAAAAACGCAGACAAAAGCUUAAGGAAGAGGAGGAACGUUUAGAAGCCAUGAUGCGUCGGUCCCUUGAACGCAGCCAGCAGCUGGAACAGAAGCAGAAGCGAUGGUCGUGGGGAGGAGCACUGGCUGCAGGCUCAGGAGGGAGAGAUGGUGAAUCAGAAAAUACCCCACCCCCUGUUCUAGGUUUAGCUGCCAACACCCUUCCUCCAGACCCUGUGACCGCUACUGCUCCUGCUGAUUCCUUCAAUGCAUGUGACAAACUUUCAGCUUCUACAAUGAAUCUGCCAAAGCAAAUGGAAUCGCCAAUCAGUAAGCGCCUCUCCUCCUCCACAGCGGCAAUAACACAUUCCCCCGACAGAGCUCACCGCAUGCAUCUUAGUCCAAUGGAAAACUUUAUUGUUUCUCGACUGCUGACUCCCACACAGUCAUCUUUAGCCAGAAGCAGAAGUACAUUAAUGCUUUCUGAGCAGUACAAUAAUCCAGUAUUCCAUAUCUGUCCUCGUGUAGCACCAGCUAGUCCUCUUAAAUCUUCCUACAAGCCUUCCCCCACCCGAAGCACCGACAGAAAGAAGGCAACUUCACCCUCCACUUCCGAUGCCAUGAAAGGGGCGGCUGCAGCUGAAGUUACUCAGACUGAGAAGAUAAAGAAAGAGAAGCGAUCUGCAACACCUGGUUCAUCAUCUGGUAUGGGAUCUCCUCUAAGAAGGUCUGAUUCUCCUGCUGCCAUGUCUAGGAGAUCUGCAUCACCUGCAACACCUAAGACAGUUGCAAAGACUUAUCCUCAGUCUCCUAAAAAUGCCAAACAAUAUCCAGCUUCUCCGGUGAAGCAUCGUGCCACUUCUAAUCUCAACCAGGAAACUCCUAAAAAGAAAGCAGACAAGGAGAAAGAAAAUGUCAGUCAUCAAAAAUCCCCGGGAGCACGCACUGAUGAGGCAGGCCAGGUGGCUUCUGAGAAGCAUGUGCCUUCUGCAGGGAAGACUGAAAAUAGUGAAGGGAAGAUCACGGCAGGAACAACUGAUGCAGAAGAAGCUUCAAAAAUUCUAGCUGAAAAAAGACGACAGGCCCGCCUGCAAAAAGAACAAGAAGAAAGGGAGAGACAGGAAAGGGAAGAACGGGAGAGGCUUGAAAGAGAAGAACAGAAAAGAAAGGCAGAAGAAGAAAGACUUCGUCUAGAGGAAGAGGCUCGUAAGAAGGAGGAGGAAAGAAAACGUGAAGAAGCAGCAGCUAGAAAAAAGGCAGAAGAGGAAGCCAGGAGAAGAGCUGAGGAAGAACAAAUGCUAAAGGAAAAGCAAGAAAAAGAGCUCCAGGCCAAACUUGAGAAACAGAGGGAAGAAGCAGAAAUCAAAGCCCGUGAGGCAGCUGAACAACUUCGUCUUGAAAGGGAACAAAUCAUGCAGCAAAUUGAACAAGAAAGACUGGAGCGGAAGAAGAGAAUAGAUGAAAUAAUGAAGAGAACAAGGAGGAGUGAAACACCAGAAAUAAAGAAGGAAGAGCCAAAACUGGAGGCACCAUCAACUUUGAAUGUGGAAAAGCAACCCAAGGCCCUUGUUCUCAACCAGCCAGAGAUCAAUGGAUUGGCAACCUGCCUGAAAAAUAAAAGCUUAGAAAGUGCUGCCUCUGUAAUCCCUUCCCAAGAUGUAGUUGCUAAUGGACUAAAGUCAGUUCCAGGACUUAUUCAGCUGGAAGCUGUUGAUGGGAAAUCUAACAGCAUGGAAGAUUCAACAGAUGAGGUUCAGUCCAUGGAUGUGAGCCCCGUUUCAAAAGAAGAACUUAUCUCUAUCCCCGAAUAUUCACCCAUGAACGAACUCAUGCCUGGUGUUUCUUUGGACCAAAAUGGGACAAGUAAUGCCAAGGCUCUUGAAGAUCUCUUGGAUUUCACAGGCCAAGCUACGUACUCCAAGAUGUCCAGUGAGACCAUUAGCCUAGAUGACUGUAACAAAAACUUGAUUGAGGGAUUUAACAGUCCAGGACAGGAAAAUACACUUAAUUCUAUCUGUUGACAACCUCGCUUUUCAGCAGAACAGAUAAAGAGGUAGCAAUUUGUGGAGGAUAUAUAUCCCUGUGAUGCUACUGGCAGUAAAAUAUGAGCUUGUCACUUGAAAAAGCUUCUGCAGUCCUUGAACACUGGAUUUCAAAUAAUCAGAGCUGAAUAUAACUUUGUCUUCCCAGGGAAUAUGUUGAAUAACUGGCUGCUUUUGGUAGAAACCGAUGAUCCAGAGCCUUGAUGAUUUCAGGGAAGACUGAAUGUGCAUUAGAAUUUGAGCUUUAGCUGCUAAUAAAGCACUUAUUUCUUCUUUUAAUUUAAAAUUCAUCUCAACACUUCACUGUGAUUUUUACCUGUGCAUUUUAUUUUGAAAUAAUUCUUCCCUAAGCUUUAUCAUACAUCCAUUUAGACAUCUUUUUCUUGUAAAUAAUGAUGAGGUUUGCCCACAGUGCAUUGAAAUGAAAUAAUAUACUGUACUUUAGUUUUGUGCCUAUCUUUUUUUGUCUUUAAUAAGGAGUUAUUGGCAACUUUUAUGCAGGUGUAUAAUUCAAAAGUAUAGCUGAAGAGGCUUGAAAAAUACACAACUGCUGGAAUCAAAAGAGCCUUCUUACUGACUGUGGAGUGUGGGAGCUAUCCCAUUAUGGUUAUGUUGACACUUUUAGUCACUAGUGGCACUUACUGGUUAAUAUUAAUUAGUCCGGGAGCGACUAUCAACUAUGUGUUUAAAAACAUACUUGUGUAACACCUGUAAACAAAGUAGGCAAAAUGCCUAGUGUAAUCCCUUUAUAUAUAUAUAUAUAUAUAUACACACACAGAAUAGCUGUAGUAGAUCCAAAUGAGUGGUCAGGGGCGUGAGAUAACAUGUUAAUCUUUGAAGAUGCAGACACUUGAUUAAUACCAGCAGGCUUUCUAUCAUGUGGAGAAGUAUUUUGUCUUCCUAUAGGCUCAACAAAACAAGAUUUAGUCAGCAGCAAAACAAUCUGCAGAUGUUGCAGCAGAAAUACAAAGGCUGACACACACACGGGGAACACUGCUAGCCCCCUUAACGUUCUGUAAGCAUCUGUAUGGAAAAAUUCGCAUCAAGAUGUAUAAUGUCUAGACAUUAUGUGCCAUUCAGCAUUAACUUUAUUUCUGUUGGUGAACUAUGAUAACUUUAUGCUAGAUCAUGUGCUGCUUUGAGGACGCUUUUGUCCAGGUCCUUAUAAAAAUAAAUUAUAAAUACAACUCUCUUUGGACACAAACACAAAAGAAGUGAAA